GGGGAAACGGGACGGGAAAGCAAUGCGGGGCAGACAAGGGGCGCUCGGGUUGGUGUGGGGCUCCGGCCCCCCCCUUUCUCCGAGACAAUCGCUCGUACCUGGGAAAACGAGAUGGCCGUCGCAACCCGUGCGCUCCGGGGCACAAAUGGGGGGCAGUCGGUUGAAAUCGCAGGGCCGCAUUAGCCCGUCUCCGCUCCUCUCGACCCCAGUGCAGAUCCCCGGGCGCCACCCGGGAGGACGCGAGUGGGACGAGCGAGAUGAGGCGGGCGGCGACCCCGCUGGGCUCGGCGAACCCAGCCGGCCAACGGACUCCGUCCGGACCUCCCAGCAGGUGGGGGGCCGGUCACUCGGCGAGACCACCCGCUGAAUUUAAGCAUAUUACUAAGCGG
Messenger RNA from Closterium sp. NIES-67, 389 nucleotides. NCBI's taxonomy places the organism in Eukaryota, Viridiplantae, Streptophyta, Zygnematophyceae, Desmidiales, Closteriaceae. The record is from the annotation of a GenBank genome assembly.